UACACCUUGGCGACUGUCGACUAACAGUUCUACAUAAUAAUAUCAUACUACUAUAUACUAUUAUAUGAUAUAUAUAUAGGACGUCUUUCGACUAUAUUAUUAUUAUUAUGAUGUUUUUCUCGCCGCCACAUUAGAGUUGAGCAACAAGUUGUUUUUUUUUUGCGUUGCUUGCGUAUAUAUGUUGUAAAAACAUUCUAAUUUCUAAUUCCAAAUCAACGUGAUGAUGGACGGAAACAAUAAUUACUAUUGUUGAAAAAGACAUACGAUGAGCUUCUCCAGUCAGAUAUUUCGUUCGCCGGAGUACACGAGCUUCAGGUGCAACGUACCUCUUAAGCAAAUCAUAUUGGACGAUACCGGCGCAAAUAAGGGAUGGAGAGUUUACGACACAGGUCCUCGUUCAGUUGAAACCCCAUUAGUGUUCUUGCAUGCAGUCAGCGGCCGAGCCGAAGUCUUUUUCAAACAGUUACUAACGCUCAGUUCAAAAGGCUACAGAGUCAUAUCAGCUGAAAAUCCACCUUAUUGGAGUGUAACUGAAUGGUGUGAAGGAUUCAUGCAAUUAUUGGAUCAUAUGGAUAUUAAACAAGUGCAUUUAUUUGGUGCUUCAUUAGGUGGAUUUUUGGCACAAAAAUUUGUAGAGUUCUCUACAAUUGUACAUCAGCCUAGAGUUGUAUCAUUAUUUUUAUGCAAUUCUUUUACUGAUACAUCAAUAUUUAAAUACAAAGAUGCUGCUGUUUUAUUUUGGAUUUUACCUGCAAUGGUGCUCAGGAAAAUGGUAUUAUCAAAUUUGUCAUCAAGGGAAACAUUUUACGAUACACAAAUAAUGGAUUCAAUAGAUUUUAUAGUUGAACUGAUUGAAUCAUUAUCACAAGCUGAUUUAGCAUCUCGUUUGACCAUGAACUGUUUAAAUAGCCGUGUUAAUACAUCAUUGAUGAGAGGCUUAAAAAGUGUCACCCUUAUGGAUGUAUUUGAUGAUUACGCUUUGGGUUCACCCAUUAAAGAAAAAAUUUACCAGGAAUAUCCUGAUGCAAAAUUGGCUCAACUCAAAUCUGGUGGUAAUUUUCCAUACCUAAGUCGCAGUGAUGAAGUGAAUUUACACUUGCAGAUACAUUUGCGAAAGUAUGAUGGUACUCCUUUCAGUGCUAGUGAUAACAUUCCCAUUACAGAGUAAUUUGAAUAAUGUAUCACCAAAAACUGCUCAAUAAUUAUACUUUAUUACUGACCGACUUGCUGAAUAAAAGUGUGCUGUGAACAAUUUUGGCCUAUUCUUAAAUACAUAAUAUAUAUAAUCGCAUUUAGUGAUAGUAAUUGUUGAGUUUUAUCACUGUUAUAUUUUUUUUAAAGUUAAAACUUAUUGUUCAACAUUUCUCUAAUACUCUGUAUUAAAAUUAUAAAACAUUUGCUUACAAAAACUAAAUGCCAUAUUUUUCAACUUUGCUGCUAACCACCUUUUAAUAUGUUCUAAUAAUAUACACCAAAUGUAUACAUUGUUAAAACUUUGAUUCUUAUACAUCAUUUUUUAUGUACAUAAUUACUCUAUGUUGUCCUAAUUAAAAUCAGAAAAAACCAUGAUAAAAAUACACAACAUACUUAUAUUUUAUGCGGUGAUAAUAUUUUUAUUAUUAACUUAAUUUGAUGUAUUUUUUCAAUUGUUUGUAGUUCAUAUUAUAAUAUAUAUAUAUAUUUUUGUUAUAUUUUUUUUCUCAAAUUAAACAAAUUGAUUACUCGUGCAUACUCCAAGCAUAUGUGGUGAUAUAUUUUAUACUUAAUAUUUUUACUAUUUAUAUAAUAAUUUACUGUGAAUACAAAUCUUGUACCGUUAUUAUUUUGAUACAAUAUAGCCAAUUUAUUUUUGAA
Molecule: messenger RNA, 1854 nt
Organism: Aphis gossypii (cotton aphid)
Lineage: Eukaryota; Metazoa; Arthropoda; Insecta; Hemiptera; Aphididae
Product: maspardin-like
Exons: 7
Coding region: 266-1168 (300 amino acids)
Source: RefSeq, a predicted model, not a curated record